This is a messenger RNA of Coccinella septempunctata (seven-spotted ladybird), 1892 nucleotides long. RefSeq names its product zinc finger protein 501-like. NCBI's taxonomy places the organism in Eukaryota, Metazoa, Arthropoda, Insecta, Coleoptera, Coccinellidae. The transcript is spliced from 5 exons. Gene Ontology annotation, molecular function: DNA-binding transcription factor activity, RNA polymerase II-specific; RNA polymerase II cis-regulatory region sequence-specific DNA binding; zinc ion binding. The coding region runs from base 113 to 1735 and encodes 540 amino acids. The record is from RefSeq and is a predicted model, not a curated record. Gene Ontology annotation, biological process: regulation of transcription by RNA polymerase II. Gene Ontology annotation, cellular component: nucleus.
GGGAAACGAAGACACUCCAUUUUAUUUCUGUGAUCAAUUGAUCAUCCCGAACUAAGUUUCCUUUGAGGUGAAAAUUUGGAAUCUUGUUAAAUUUUCUACAGAUCUAUAAGGUAUGGCAAUAUCUUUUCAUUACAACCAGUCAGAAAAACUAUGUAGAGCGUGUCUGAAAGAAGGGUUGGACUUCAUCUCAAUCCGAAAUGACUUGAAGACAGUUUUCACAACAUGUACUGGAAUCCUGAUUGAAGAGAAUGAUAAAUUACCUAGCACUCUCUGUUCAGAGUGCCAUACAGAAAUACUGAGGUUUUAUAACUUUCGAGAACUAUGCAAAAAGUCUAAUAUAAUAUUACAUGACAAUUUGAAGUAUAAAUUGGAUGACUUUGUCAUUAAUAUACAGGAAAUUGUAGACGAGUGUCUGUCUGAAGAUAUUGUUAUGCUAAAAAUAGACAAUACUCGUAUCGAUCCAACACAAGAUAUUUCCAAUAUUACAGAGAAUAUUCAAAACACUACAGAUUUUCUCAACAGCCAAGCAUUUGAUGAAUUACAAGAACAAGAAAUUCUUCCACCUAAAGAAUUGACCGAAUUGAAAAAUGUAUCACUUGAUGAAUGCAUACAAAAAAUUGGCAAUGAACCCAUAGAUUACGCUGAGAAAAAUGAUACUAAAGACAAAGCACAUGAUGAACGGACAAAAUUUUCACAUACUUGUAGAACAUGUAAAGAAGGAUUUUAUUCACAAAGUGAUCUUGAAAUUCAUAAGAUAGCACAUCCAGUGGAUGAUAUCCCUUUUUGUACUUUAUGUAAGAAAAGCUGUAGCGACUUGAAGGCUUUGAAGAGGCAUGUAAGAACUCACAUGAAACAGAAAAAAUUUUCAUGUCAGUUCUGCAGUAAGACUUUCUCAGAGUCUGGAAGUCUUACAAGGCAUGUUCGGAAACAUAAAGGUGAAAAGAAGCAUUUUUGUUCUUCAUGUGGAAAAGGCUUUUAUGAAUCUGGAAGGCUAAAAGAGCACAUGAGAAUGCACUCAGGAGAAAAACCUGUCCAAUGUGAUAGAUGUCUGAAAUCAUUUGCAACUAUAAAUGGUCUGAAAAGUCACAUGAAAUCGCACACAGAUGAGAGAAAAUAUGUGUGUCACAUUUGUAGUAAGUCUUUUCAACACUCCUUUGUAUUAACUAAGCAUUUGAGGGUUCAUAGUGGAGAAAAACCAUACAGCUGUAAGAUUUGUGGUAGAUCUUUCUCACAAAGUCACUAUGUUACCAUUCAUAUGAGGCAGCACACUGGUGAAUUACCAUAUACAUGUAAUGUUUGUUCUAAGGGAUUCACCCAAAGUCACCACUUGGAAAUACAUUCACGUACUCAUUCAGGAUAUAAACCUUAUGUUUGUGCGACUUGUGGAAAGUCUUUUGCUCGAUCUGGAGAUCUACACAAGCACAAUCGAAUUCACACUGGAGAAAAACCCUUCAUCUGUGACCUAUGUCCAAAGAGCUAUGUAACAUCUAGUCAUUUAAAGGUUCACAUGCGAAUGCAUAACAAUGAGAGGAACUUUGUAUGCAGCCACUGUGGAUCAGGCUUUUUCGAGAAACGAACAUUAAGAGUUCAUAUCCGGAAACAUACAGGAGAACAACCUUACAAAUGUACAAUUUGUGAUAAAGCAUUUUCACAAUCUAGAGCACUGAGUGUUCAUAGAAAGAAACAUAGUAUUGCUACUAUGGAAACUGCAGAGGAGAAUCCUAUCACCACUUAAUGGAAUAAUUUCUAAGGAAUAUCCAUAUUAACAAUAUUUUAUGUGAUUGAGUCAUUCAAGUUGAUAUCAUGAUAAUGAAUGUGACAAUAAAUAUUUUCACGUGAUUUUGAACUGUGAAAUAGAAAUUUUUUUGAUUAAAUCAAGAGGUACAUUGAAA